CUCCCCUGCCUCCGCCUGCCGGGUGCUGUGCCGUGCUGCAGUGCCUCCUCGGCGGGCUGCCCCCGGGAGCUGACUGUCUCCAGGCCUGGAAACCUGUGCUCCUUCUGUGCCCAGACCCCCAGCUCCAUGGGCUCGUGUGCCUGGAAAAGUCUAGUCUUUGAUGUCCUGGGGCCUCACCUCACAAAGGACUGGGGCACCUGGAGGAGAGUGUGGAUUUUCUCAGCCUGGCCAACAGUGUUUCCCCUGGAAAUCGCUCGGAGAUCAACCAGCUUCACAUCAGGUGGUCUCGGGUUCUCAAUGAGGCUGUGGGUGUGCACAUCUGGGGCGUCUGCACAUCUGCCCAAGGCUGGCUUCUUACCGGAGAAGUUGCUCAGUAACUACCUGCCGAAUGAGUGCGUCACUGAGCAAAUAAAGCUCACCAUGUCGGCCAACGUCAGCCUGAAGCUGCUCUGCCCGGUCCUGGAGCAGAUGAGCCGCAUCCAAAGCCACAGCAACUCCAGCAUCCGCUACAUGGACCACGCAUCCGUGCUGCUGCACGGGCUGGCCUCGCUGCUGGGCUUGCUGGAGAACGGACUCAUCCUCUUCGUGGUGGGCUGCCGCAUGCGCCAGACCGUGGUCACCACCUGGGUGCUGCACCUGGCGCUGUCGGACCUGCUGGCCGCCGCCACCCUGCCCUUCUUCACUUACUUCCUGGCCGUGGGCCACUCAUGGGAGCUGGGCACGGCCUUCUGCAAGCUGCACUCCUCCAUCUUCUUCCUCAACAUGUUCGCCAGCGGCUUCCUGCUCAGCGCCAUCAGCCUGGACCGCUGCCUGCAGGUGGCGCGGCCCGUGUGGGCGCAGAACCACCGCACGGUGGCCGCGGCGCACAGGGUCUGCCUGGCGCUCUGGGCCCUGGCCGUGCUCAACACCGUGCCCUACUUCGUGUUCCGGGACACCAUCCCGCGGCAGGACGGCCGCAUCAUGUGCUACUACAACGUGCUGCUCCUGAACCCCGGGCCCGACCGCGACGCCACGUGCAACUCGCGCCAGGCGGCCCUGGCCGUCAGCAAGUUCCUGCUGGCCUUCGUCGUGCCGCUGGCCGUCAUCGCCUCGAGCCACGCGGUCGUGAGCGUGCAGCUGCGCCACCGCGGCCGCCGGCGGCCCAGCCGCUUCGUGCGCCUGGUGGCGGCCGUGGUGACGGCCUUCGCGCUCUGCUGGGGGCCCUACCACGUGUUCAGCCUGCUGGAAGCGCGCGCGCACGCCGACCCCUCGCUGCGGCCGCUCGUGUGGCGCGGCCUGCCCUUCGUCACCAGCCUGGCCUUCAUCAACAGCGUGGUCAACCCGCUGCUCUACGUGUUCACCUGCCCCGACGUGCUGCACAAGCUGCGGCGCUCGCUGCGCAGCGUGCUGGAGAGCGUGCUGCUGGACGACAGCGAGCUGGGCGGNCGGUCCGCGCAGAGGGCCCGCGCCCGGUCCCAGGACGAAAGGGGCCCCCUGAACCGGGCGCUGAGCUCCACGUCGGGCUAGAGGGCCGCCCGGGCCUCCCCCUCGCCGGGUGGGUCGGGGGGGGGCAGGGCCGGCGGCGAUCAGGCGCGAGAGCAUCCCGGGUCGGAGUCAGGCUGGGACCUGGGGAUCUGCAUUUUAAAGCGCCUCCCGUGACUCAGUUCCCUUCAGAACCGUCAGCGGGCGGGGCGGGCGCCCAGAGGCUGCAUUUCCAUCAAACUUCCAGGAGGCGAAGUCAGGGCUGCUUGUCAGCGGACCCCGUGUGGACCAAGGCGGGGUUAAAACCACAAGAUUUCUCAAACUAGGGUACAGGGGAUGCACCUUCCUGGAGCUCAGGGGAAGGGAGGUUAAGUAUUUUUACAUGAAACCAGUGAUACGUUCUGGAGUAGGAAACGGAGAGACGAAAGGUUUGGGAAGCAUUGGUCCGGUCUAACUCUUCAUGUAGUCACCUAGCCAACGUUUAUUGAGCUAGAUGCUUGAUCCUGCAACCUUGAGGGACAGGUUCUAUAAGCCCCAACUUCCACCCAUGAUCCAACCGAGGUACAUGGAGAUGAAUCCACCUGUCCCAAGUAUAGGGUCUGCACACUCGCCAUUCAGCACCACGCGGUUCCAUGGCCAUUUAGUAAGUGAAAGGACACCCCCCACCCCCCACCCCGGCCUCAACACACCCGACGCUGAAGGUCUCGGCUGUAAGAGGCCCCAUCUCUACCCUACUGACCCAGCACCAACCAAGGAGUUUAUAAGGUAGAAAGAGCAAGGGGUUCCAUGGUCAGUCUGGGCUAAUCCAAGUGCAGUGGGGAUCUCUGCUGAAGGUCGUUUUAGUGUUUCAAUGUGCACAGCAGCCUCUGAGACCGUAGCACGUGACAUUUCCUCACGAAUCUGACAUCUGUGCAGGAUUGGUAUUUCAUGGGGUGCCCUGUGGGCCUGCUGGUAAUCCCCAGAUCUUUCCAACGCCCACCUCCCAACCACAUGGCGGCGGCGGCUGUCCCAAUUUGCAGCAGUGAGGGCUAACUCGGACCUCCUUAGAGCACAUCCAUACCCACCACAUGCUAGAGGACAAAGAUCACUGCACUUGGGUCUGUCCCAGGGCCAGGCGCACAGCUGUGGCCAGUAACUGUUUGGUGGGUGAAACAUGAGUGGAAGGGUGGAGAGAGAAACUCUCUUGGGAUCCUGGUCCAGUGCUGCAGGUGCCGCUCCUGGCUGGAGUCCCGAAGGCUGGGCUGGCCGGCUCCCUGCUUACCACUGUGCUGGGCCUUGCCCACAGCAGGGGCUCAGCAGAUGAACGGACCGUAGAUGGGCAGCUGACUGAACCGACGUCCAUCUUCACACCUCCCCACGUUCCCUGCUACCCACCCCUGCUUCAUUCGUAGCACCUCCCACUGUCUAACACAAUGCUGUUUCCCUGUUUAUUACGUUUUUUCCAUCAGAACGAAAGCUCCUUGUGGGCAGGCCUCUGUCUGUAUUCCGAUACCUAGAAUUAUACCUGUACACAACGGGUGUUCAAUAAAUAUGUUACAGACUG
This is a messenger RNA of Ailuropoda melanoleuca (giant panda), 3004 nucleotides long. It is a transcript of the gene PTGDR2, whose product is annotated as prostaglandin D2 receptor 2. The record is from RefSeq and is a predicted model, not a curated record. Gene Ontology annotation, cellular component: plasma membrane. Bases 127 to 1506 code for a protein of 459 amino acids. Lineage: Eukaryota; Metazoa; Chordata; Mammalia; Carnivora; Ursidae. Gene Ontology annotation, biological process: complement receptor mediated signaling pathway; phospholipase C-activating G protein-coupled receptor signaling pathway; inflammatory response. Gene Ontology annotation, molecular function: G protein-coupled receptor activity; complement receptor activity. The transcript is spliced from 4 exons.